AUGGGUGUGCGCGUAGUCCACUUGAUUGGAUCAAUACUUCUCCUCUCUGUGCUCCCUUCAUUCUCAUAUGGACUCUUUACCCAGAGCACAUGCUCGGGGAGUGGAUGUGUUCAGCAGCAGGACACAGGAGCAUGGUGCUACGUCCCGAAAUCCGGGGAAACAGCGUUACUGGAUUGCAUAGAGAGCCAAAGUGACGUCCAAUCAGUCAUGAAUGUGCACCUCACACAGGACCUAUCCAUUGCCUAUUAUCACGGAAUGGAUUACAGCCGGUUUGGAGGAGCGUCUUGGCCAGUAUUUGCAACCACCAGUGUUGUGCACCUCUGCAUUUCCGGAUACGCCGAAGACGGAACCCUCCAAACAUUGUGCGUGAACGUCAAUGAGGAUGAUACAAUUUCGGGGAGUCCAUAUUGCGAGAUUGCGGAUGCCCCGCACGUCGUGAGCGAUGGAUGUUACGAACCAACUUUCACGCCUGUCAUACAAUCUACUACAGCAAUCUCAAGGGAAACAUCCCCUUCACCUUCGCCAACGGAAGCCUGCUCGGAUCCAAAUUCCUCAGGAAACCCCUUUGACAGUAUGAAGAACACCGGAGUUCCUAUCAUAGCCGUCAUACAAACUGCCGCGCCUCUACCACCGUCUACUAAUUCGACUACGUCAUCAACCACGUCGCCUUCAAGCUCUUCUACUUCAAGUUCAUCAUCGUCAUCGUCAUCAACAUCGUCGGAAACAUCAUCCUCUCCUCCUUCACCGGUGGUAGCCUCCUCAAAUCCAAUUUUUCCAGGAAAUUACAAGAUGAUUUAUAUUGGAGUUCCCAUCAUAAGUGCCGUUAUUGGGCUAGUCGGGGUAUGUUUUGGACCGCGCAUGUGGCGCAACAGGUCUCGAAAUCGGGCUGCAGCAGCACAUGAUGCACGGCGGCAGCACGCCUACCCGUACCAGCAGCACGCCUACCCGUACCAGCAGCAGCACGCGUACCAGCAGCAGAUUCAACGAGCAUCAAUGCAACUAGCAGCGUUUUGGCCACCACUGCCAUCUCCAGGGUAUCAUUUAUCCUCACCCCUGCCACUGCCAUCUCCAGGAUAUCAUUUAUCCUCGCCUCUGCCACUGCCACCUCCAGGGUAUUAUUUCUCCCCAUACCUGCCACAGCCAGCACCAGUGGUCUAUGUGUCCGGAGGAUACUACAGACGACGCCCUGUUAGCCCAUGGCUCACAUCACCCAUACCCCUCCAAAUCCAAAACGUUUAA
This is a messenger RNA of Laccaria bicolor S238N-H82, 1239 nucleotides long. RefSeq lists its product as uncharacterized. Lineage: Eukaryota; Fungi; Basidiomycota; Agaricomycetes; Agaricales; Hydnangiaceae. Bases 1 to 1239 code for a protein of 412 amino acids. The record is from RefSeq and is a predicted model, not a curated record. The transcript has a single exon.